Molecule: messenger RNA, 2771 nt
Organism: Scleropages formosus (Asian bonytongue)
Lineage: Eukaryota; Metazoa; Chordata; Actinopteri; Osteoglossiformes; Osteoglossidae
Product: deoxyribodipyrimidine photo-lyase
Exons: 8
Coding region: 53-2602 (849 amino acids)
Biological process (GO): circadian regulation of gene expression; entrainment of circadian clock by photoperiod
Cellular component (GO): nucleus; cytoplasm
Molecular function (GO): FAD binding; DNA binding; deoxyribodipyrimidine photo-lyase activity
Source: RefSeq, a predicted model, not a curated record
GAGCUCCGGGAGCUGGGAUCGAUCGUUGCUGAGAAGUCGCACUGUGGAUAAUAUGAUGCCUGCGACAGACAGCAGCAGGCCCGCUGCCCACGUGUCUCGCGUGCAGGCGAUGGUGACACAGGUGCUGCUGGGCACGAUGGAGCCAGAGGAGCUCUUCUGGGGGAGCCUCUCCUUGUUGGGACUCCAGGGCACACAGGACACGUUUCUGGAUUUGAUCGAACCCUUGGCACAGGAACACGCUGAGGUCCACACACAUCUCACUUCUGUCUUCCUGGAUUACUUCACCAGGGCAAAGGAAGAUGAGGCUCUUGCGCUGGCUCUGGCUCUUUCGCUCCAGGACGCGGGAGCAGGAAAGCAAAUGACAACAGAAGAAUCAUCAGGCAGUCGGUCCCAGGAUGUAAAGUGCACCCGAACGCUUUGGUUGGAAGCCAACGCUUCGGCUGGACCACGCGAUGGCUGGAGCAGCAGCUCAACGCAGUGCAGCGGGGAUCUUGAACAUCAGCACAACCUGCAGCCUCAGAGUAUGACAGGGGCAGGAACUACAGGGAAAAGUAACAGUAUGAGCGAAAGAGCAAACAGCUGUAGUCUACUCCCUUGCACAGACAACAAGAACGUGCCAGAAGAGGUGACCGCCAGCUGCCCCGGGAGGGCCAAGAGCUCAAGAAGGAAGCGGCGGAGUGGCAAACAGCAGCUGGCCAUUUCUCGGUUCCCUUCCUUCCUGAAACCCAUUCUGCUUUGGUUCAGGCGGGAUCUGAGGGUGUCCGACAACCCUGUUCUGAUCGCCUCUCUGGAGAUGGGCGUCCCGAUCAUACCCGUGUUCCUUUGGUGCCCCAAGGAGGAGGAGGGGCCUGGAAUUACCGUGGCAACAGGUGGCGCCAGUAAGUACUGGCUCCACCACGCCCUGUUGUGCCUGAACCAGUCGCUGGAGAAGCUGGGCAGCCACUUGGUCACAGUGGAAGCGGAGACAUCCUCCCUGGAGGCCCUGCAGGGCCUGGCGGCCGAGACUGGGGCCAGCGGCGUGGUGGCCGCCGCCCUGUAUGAGCCCUGGCUCAAAGAGAGGGACGAGGCUGUGUUCUCUGCGCUGGAGAGCAAGGGAGUGAAGUGCCAGCUGCGUCACUCCUACUGCCUGCGGGAGCCCAGCUCCAUCAGCACCGAGGGCGUGGGCCUCAGAGGAAUCGGGUCGGUCUCCCAUUUCUUGAGCUGUUGCCAGCAGAACUCUAAGUCAGCACUGGGAACACCAGUAGAAACUCCGCCUGGCCUUCCAGUGCCAUCGACAUGGCCCCAGGGCUGCCCCCUUGCCCAGCUGGGCCUGGCCAAAAUGCCCCGCAGGAAGGACGGAACUACGGUGGACUGGGCAGCCAACAUUCGUAGCUCUUGGGAUUUCAGCGAAGAAGGAGCCCAAGCACGACUGAGGGCCUUCUUGCUGGAUGGUAUACACAGGUACGAGAAGGAAUCUUGCCGUGCAGAUGCCCCCAACACCAGCUGCCUGUCACCCUACCUGCAUUUCGGUCAGAUCAGCCCCCGCUUGCUCCUCUGGGCCUCCCGCAGCGCCACCUGCAGGCCACCUAAAUUCCGCCGCAAGUUGGCCUGGAGAGACCUGGCCUACUGGCAGCUCUGCCUCUUCCCUGACUUGCCCUGGCAGUCUUUGCGCCCCGCGUACAGGGCGCUGCGGUGGAGCUCAGAUCGCACACACUUGAAGGCCUGGCAGAAGGGCAGGACGGGGUACCCUCUUGUGGAUGCUGCCAUGAGGCAGCUCUGGCUCACGGGCUGGAUGAACAACUACAUGCGGCACGUGGUGGCCUCUUUUCUCAUCGCCUAUCUUCACCUUCCCUGGCAGGAGGGAUAUAGGUGGUUCCAGGACACCCUGGUGGAUGCUGAUGUUGCCAUAGAUGCCAUGAUGUGGCAGAACGGAGGGAUGUGCGGCCUGGACCACUGGAACUUCGUGAUGCACCCUGUGUCGGCAGGGCUGACCUGCGACCCCCGGGGGACCUUUGCGAGGAGGUGGUGCCCAGAGCUGGCCGCUCUGCCGGAUGAGCUCGUUCACCGGCCUUGGAAGAGCCCGGCCUCGAUGCUGCGCAGAGCUGGAGUCACAUUAGGAGUGAACUACCCUGAGCGCAUCAUCACAGACCUGGAGGAGCGGCGAGCGCAGUCCCUGCGGGACGUCGUGCGGGUGCGCAGGAACUUCCCUCAAUACGUGGACCAGCUUUCCGGGUGUGACCUGGUACCCCUUCCCCAGCGGCUGGUGCAGGAGGCCCUCGGCAGCGGAGAGGUGGCCGACAGGGGUGGCCGCUUCCUCCUGCCCCUCAUCACGCGCAUGGAGUUCAAGUACCAGACACAGAACCCCGACUGUAGGGACAACCCGUUCGACGCCGUCCUGAAGGGCUACGUGAGCCGCAAGCGGGAUGAAGCCACUGCCUUCCGGAACGAGCGCGACUUUGCUGCCAGCGUGCUGAGCGAGAGUGUGCAGAGGAGGGAGAGGCAGGAGCGAGAGCAGCGAGCACUGGACGGGAUUCCGCGCCCGGCGACAGGAAGGCCCGGGAGAACCCCCCGAAAAGAUGUCUUUUCCGCACAAGGUGCAGGGUUCACGCUCCUACACAACUGACGUCAUGACACACAUCAGAAGGACCUCUUCUACUAUGUGACAAAGAUUUGCAACUUAUUUUCUCUAAUUAAAACCUCACAUUUGCACCUAUGCUUCCUUGGAUAGGGUGUGGACCAUGUCGACCCUACACUGGACAAGCAGUCAGUGAUAAUUAAUGAACAACAAAAUA